CUACGCAUGCGCAGGGCAGCUUCGUGGUGACGGAAGCGAGAAGAUGGCGGCGUCCGUGGUCUGCCGGGCGGCCCGAAUUGGGACCCAAGCGGUGCUGCGCUCCGGUCGUUGGCCGGCCCUGCUGGGGGCCCCUGCCUUGCGGGGCGCCGCGACCUAUGCGCAGGCUCUGCAGGCCGUGCCGGAGACGCAGGUCAGCGUUCUGGACAACGGGCUGCGCGUGGCCUCGGAGCACUCGGCCCAGCCUACCUGCACGGUAGGAGUGUGGAUUGCUGCCGGCAGCCGUUAUGAGACUGAGAAGAACAAUGGGGCAGGUUACUUUGUGGAACAUCUGGCUUUCAAGGGAACCAAGAAUCGGCCUGGCAGUAACCUUGAGAAGGAGGUAGAGAGUAUGGGAGCCCAUCUUAAUGCCUACAGCACUCGGGAACACACAGCCUACUAUAUCAAGGCACUGUCCAAAGACCUGCCCAAAGCUGUGGAACUUCUGGCUGACAUCGUGCAGAACUGCAGCCUGGAAGACUCACAGAUCGAAAAGGAACGAGAUGUGAUCCUGCAGGAGAUGCAGGAAAACGAUGCCUCUGCGUGUGAUGUUGUCUUUGACUACCUACAUGCCACGGCCUUCCAGGGCACCCCCCUUGCCCAGCCUGUGGAAGGGCCCAGCCAGAACGUCAGGAAGCUGUCUCGCACGGACUUGACGGAGUACCUCAGCAGGCAUUACAAAGCCCCACGCAUGGUGCUGGCAGCAGCUGGAGGGAUAGAGCACCGGCAACUGCUAGACCUUGCCCAGAAGCACUUCAGCAGUGUCUCUGCAACAUACCCAGAGGAUGCCGUGCCAGCUCUAACUCCGUGCCGCUUCACUGGGAGUGAGAUACGCCACCGUGAUGAUGCCCUGCCUUUGGCUCAUGUGGCCAUCGCAGUAGAAGGACCUGGCUGGGCCAACCCAGACAACGUAGCUCUCCAAGUGGCCAAUGCCAUCAUUGGCCAUUAUGACUGCACGUACGGUGGUGGUGUGCACCUAUCCAGCCCACUAGCUUCAGUAGCUGCAGCCAAGAAGGUGUGCCAGAGUUUUCAAACCUUCAACAUCUGCUACACAGAGACGGGGUUGCUAGGGGCGCACUUCGUCUGUGACCGCAUGAGCAUUGAUGACAUGAUGUUCUUCCUGCAAGGCCAGUGGAUGCGCCUGUGCACCAGUGCCACAGAGAGUGAGGUGACUCGGGGCAAAAACAUCCUCAGAAAUGCCCUGGUAUCUCAUCUGGAUGGCACCACGCCGGUCUGUGAGGACAUUGGACGCAGCCUCCUGACCUAUGGCCGCCGCAUCCCCCUCGCUGAGUGGGAGACCCGGAUUGCGGAGGUGGAUGCCCAUGUAGUACGUGAGGUCUGCUCCAAAUACUUCUAUGACCAAUGUCCAGCAGUGGCGGGAUUUGGCCCCAUCGAGCAGCUCCCAGACUACAACCGGAUCCGCAGUGGCAUGUUCUGGCUGCGCUUUUAGGCAGGAAGCCUGUGCAGGGAAAAGGGUGGGGCUGGGGCUCCUGGUCCCCCACACAAACAGCCACUCCAGCUCCUCCAAGUGUGCAGCAGAACACCACCAAUAAAGUGUCGUGGUGAGAA
Octodon degus (degu) is the source of this 1605-nucleotide messenger RNA. Its product is annotated as cytochrome b-c1 complex subunit 1, mitochondrial. Gene Ontology annotation, cellular component: mitochondrion. Lineage: Eukaryota; Metazoa; Chordata; Mammalia; Rodentia; Octodontidae. Bases 44 to 1486 code for a protein of 480 amino acids. The record is from RefSeq and is a predicted model, not a curated record. Gene Ontology annotation, molecular function: metal ion binding. The transcript is spliced from 13 exons.